UCAUAUCUCUAUCUAUAAUAUUUAAUUUAGUUGAUAAUUUUUAAAUGUUUAUUAAAUUUUUAAAUGUUUAUGAAUUUAGUUGAUAUUUAAAGAAAAAAUUGAGUUUUAAUGAGUAAUUGAGGACAAGAAAUAUCCAAUUAAAUUAAAUAAUAAUUUAGAUAAGUUGCCAAUAUGAAGCAGUUGUAUAAUCCAUUUGUCUUGAGUAUAGCUUAUGCCAGUACUUCUAUUUUAUCUUUAUUAUUUAUAUUUUUAGCUUAUCCAAAAAAGUGCAUAAGAGAAAUUAAUUAGUUCUAAUGAACCAACAGUAAAAGAACAAAAACAGGUCUCAAACACAAGAGUAGGGCCGGCCCAAUCAGUUUGGAGGCUCUGAUCAAAUUAUAAAAAUGGGUCUAAUAAAGUAUUUGUGGCGCAGUUUUGAUCGAUUUUAAAAUAAAUACAUAUUUAAUAGAUAAAAUUAUUUGCGGUUAAGUUUGAUUUUAUAUAAAUUAUUAAAAAAUCAAAUCAAAUUCAAUUUCAUAUAAUUUAAUUUGGAUUAAUUUUCCACUUUAAUUUAGAUCAAUUUAAAUUUAAAUACUCUUGAUGGUCAUAAUAGAAAUUUCAGAUUUUAUAUUAAGAUUUUAAAAUAUUUAUACGUUGUUGACAAAUAUAAAAUAUAUUAGUUAAAAUAAAAAUAAUAAUGGCAUGAAAUGAUAUGAAUAGAGUAAUUAGACUGUGUGAUUGUCAAAAUAGUGCAGCUACUUCACCUAUGAUAUUUCCUAAAUUGUAAGAUAAAAUAUAAUAUAAUCCUAUCUGUUUCCUUUAAUUUGUAAACGAGCUCUGAGGGGGUCUAGCUCCUUAAAUAUAAAAAUAACUCUUUACUAGAAUAGUUUUUUACUGCAAGAAGUUGAGAGGGUGCAGAAUUUUAGAGGCUCCUUGCAUGAUGAGGCCUUGUGUUGUAGCACUCUUUGCACAUGCACAGGGCCGACCCUGCACAAGAGCCAUUUCCUUUCUAAAAUAAUUAUUAAUUUAAAAAGUUAUUUUGUACAGAAACAAAGAAUAAGAUGACAUCCAUGAAAAUGUUUUUAUAUUGUGGUUGAAUUCUCUGGUGGUUAGAGAUUGGAUAUAUGUAAGAUUAACAUUUUAACAUUCAAAUUAAUUCAGUGUUUGAGGGAGAUAAAAUUAUGCAAGUGUGAAUGAGAAAAACACCCAAGUGUGAUUCAGAGUCACGUUUAUAUAGAGUUGACGAUUAGAACCUCUCUGGUUUAUCAAACUUAUAUUGAAGAGAGCCAUUGGUCUUGAAUGUCGUUGUAGAAAAGAGGCCCCAUCUUGACUGUUGGCUAUGGUUUUCCAAACUUAAUUACUCUUAAGUCUUCGUAACUUUCACUAAAGCACAAGGUACCUUUUUUCUAAUCACUUGUUAUUCUAUGUUUUUCGUAAGCUCGUAACUAAUGACCUAUUUAAAACACCCAAAAGUAGUUAUUUCCUUUAUUGUUCUUAGUAACGAUGUAGAGAUUAACAACAUAUCAUAUCAAACUGAGAUAGAAGUGAUUAAGCUAAAAGUGACAAAAACCAGAGGUAGCGAAUCCAGGAGUGAGUAACCUAAAAAGUAUAGAGCGUGUCCCUACUAAGAUGGACAUUAGAGAGGUUAGUGUUGACUUUAUCUUUAAUGAUACUCGGAUGUCAAAUUUGAUAUCUACGAGGUAUCUCAUUAAGGAACGAGAGCUCAAAGUAUUUCUAUCUAUAUAAGGUGAUGGUUCAUCCACGAGACUAUUGAGGAUGAGAUUAUGGAUGGGUAGAAGAACGAUCAAGAUGUAAUACUCAUGAUAGGAAUUUUGUAUUUGUUGACAUUAAGACAAACAUCGGAGAAAGGUGUUACUGACUCUUAAUCUUCCUAAGGGUGUUCAUCAAUAUUCAUAGAUAGACUGUGAACUUACAGAUACUCCGUCCUAGUGCACAAGUGAAGAUAGGAUGGAUCUUGCUCACAAAGAGAUGAGUCGAUCUGUAUACUAGCAGGUGACUCGUCUCAAAAACAGUAAGUACUUGUGUAGCUACUACAAACUGUAUGAAAUACCUUGACAUAGUGUCUUUUUAUAAGAGGCGGGAGAGGGCUACACCUUUCCUGACUAUUGUACUGAAGAUGCAGACCAAAGCUAUGCUUGUGAAACUGCAUUGACAGUGUAUUCCUGGAAAAUACUGUGGUGCAAGGCUUACCCCAAUAUCUAGGUGUAUACCUUAGCCAUGACAUGUUACUAUAAACAACGCCAGGAGUUAGCCUUGCACCUAGCUAUUGGGGUUAGCCUUGCACAACGGUAUUUAUAUAUAAUCUUAGUUUUUAUAUCAUUCUUGUUAAUUUGUUCAUUUUUAUUUUCUUUGAAUUUAUUUUCAUCUGCAUAAUUGUACAUACUCACCUUAUGUAUCUGCACAGGAUGGCUUUUCAAAUAAAAAUGGAUAUUCUCUUGCAAACCUUCUUAGGAGCUUUGUUCAGUAUCUUAAUGACAAGUCAAAGUUUUGAUAAUGAUAUCUUGUGUUUAAUGUCAAUUAAGAAUUCCUUGGAAGACCCAAAUAAUUACUUACAAAGCUGGGACUUUAGCAACACGACUGAAGGUUUCAUAUGUGACUUUGUAGGUGUUGCAUGUUGGCAUUUUGAAGAAAAUAGAGUACUAAAUCUCGAACUAUCUAACAUGGAGUUGAAGGGUCACUUUCCACGUGGCAUUGUCAACUGCUCUUCGCUGACCGGCUUAGACCUUUCAAACAAUGAGCUCUCAGGAACCAUUCCAUCUGAUAUAUCAAACAUUCUCCCAUAUGUUACCACUAUUGAUCUCUCUUAUAACAAAUUCACAGAUGCAAUUCCAACAUCUUUAGCAAACUGUAUUUACCUGAAUAUCCUUAAACUUGACCAUAACUUGUUAAGCGGUGAAAUUCCAAAACAACUUGGCCAACUUAGCAGGCUUAAAGAGAUUUCUGUUUCUAACAAUCAGUUAUCAGAGUCACUACCUGUGUUCUCAGAAAAGGUAAAUUUCAACUAUGCUAACAAUAGUAGACUUUGUGGAGGGUCUUUGAGACAUUGCUCCUUGACACGUGACAAGCACGGAGAUUUUUAUCAUUCGUUUAAGGAUGGUCUUAUUGUUGGCUAUGUUUCUCUCUUUUUUUUUGUUAUGGUCACUUGUAUGUUCUACUCCAAAUUUGCACAUUGGGUGCAUAAGUUGAAAACGAAAAAUAAUGACCUAAACAAAGCUAUAGAAUUGGGCCAAUAUAUUUGCUCCAUCAUUAGCAUAAGGAAACAGAUGGUAGUUAAUCAGAUACAUGAACUGUUAUAUAUGUGGCUAGCAUUCAAAGAAAGAAAAGAGAUCUCUGUACUAUGUGAAAGAUUGACCUCAACAAUAUGGCUAGAAGAACUACGUGAUGCAACAAAUUGUUUCUCUAUCGACAAUGCCAUUGGAGUAGGAAAGAUGGGAAUGAUGUACGAAGGAUUUAUGCCUAAUGGUAAGUUACUAGCUGUUAAGAGACUAUUUGACUCUCGAAAAUUUAAAAGGCAGUUCCUUUUAGAAACAACGAUUUUGUGCAAAUACAGACACCAAAAUAUCAUUCCCUUGCUUGGGUUCUGCAUUGAAGGAAAGGAAAGGCUUUUGACAUAUGCAUACAUGCCAAAUGGAAGGCUUUCCAAAUGGUUGUAUCCUUUGGAAAGUGAAGUCAUAAGAUUGAAAUGGCAGGAAAGAGUGAACAUUGCACUUGGAAUAGCUAGAGGAUUAUCAUGGCUACAUCAUACAUGUGAGUUGUGCAUAGUGCAUUUUAAUAUAUGUUCCGAAUGCAUAUUACUAGAUGAAAACUUUGAACCCAAAAUAUCUAAUUUCGGAGAGGCGAAAUUUAUGAAUCCCGACACUGAAGAUCAUCUAGGGGUGAUAUUUAAAGCUAAUGAUGGAAAGAAGGAUGUAUAUGACUUUGGAAGUGUUCUUUUUGAAUUGAUUACAGGGAAAACAUAUGAUGAAUUGUCUCAUUCAUAUGACACUACUAAUAUACGUGGUAACCCUUUGAGUUUUUAUAAUAUUAUUGAUAAAUCUCUGACUAGUCAAGGACUUGACAAUGAAGUUUGUACUCUUCUAAAGAUUGCUUGUGAGUGUGUUAAAUCUUUACCAGACCAGAGACCAACAAUGCUUGAAAUUUACAACAGUAUUAGCAAUGUAAGGAAGGGACGAAAUGGCAAUGGUGAUGAUAAUGACACAUUAAAGGAAUUAGAAGGUACUUCUUCUAUUACUAUGGAUGAAAUUAUUGAGGUUUAAUCACUAGAACAUGUCUUUGUAUCAAAAUGUUUUGUUAUGUUGCAAAAGAUAAUGUUACUGAGUAUCUUUGUAAUAAAAAGCUGUAUUGAUCUUAGAAUAAUGUUAAAAUGUGACUAACGAAUCAAUAAUAUAGACACCAAACAUGCAAAUUAUUCAUUUCAUGCUAUAAUAAUAAGUUGAUAAAAAAAUCAUGAUUCAAAGUCCAUCAUUUGAACUUACAUGACAGAACAAGUCUGAUCUUGCUCCAACAGUUUAAGAUUUUGCUUCCCAAAUGUUGUUUGACAAGUAAACCAUGCUUUGGCUAUGUUAGAAACACUAUUGUCUAAAAUUUGCCACCAUCUUAUUUGGAUGAUUCCCGAUCAUGCAACAAAAAAUUUAUUCUAACGCCAGUUACAUUGUGUCUAAUUUUUGUAGUAGUUUCAAAUUUUGUUUGCCUUUUUUGUUGUUGUACAUGUUAAUUAAUUAUUAGUUUUGUAAUAUACCCGACACUAAUUUAUAUUUAAUAUUUGUUUAUUUCAUUAUUUAUUCAUAUUAUCGGCGAUUGUUGUCGAUGCUAAUAUCGAUGCGAAAAAAUUUCAUUCUUCCCCACAAACUUUGGUUUGCCUCUUUUUUUAUUGUGUUACUUCCUCCGUCCCAAAAUAUCAUAGUUGACACUUUCACACGUUAAAAAAUAUAAUAAAUGAAAGUGAAUGACAAUUUUAUCAAAUUAUACUUUGUUAUUGGUGUAUGCUUACAUUUUUAAAAAUAUUUGUCCUACAAUAAUACAUCA
Messenger RNA from Vicia villosa (hairy vetch), 5025 nucleotides. Its product is annotated as probably inactive leucine-rich repeat receptor-like protein kinase At5g48380. Gene Ontology annotation, biological process: protein phosphorylation. Bases 2391 to 4256 code for a protein of 621 amino acids. The record is from RefSeq and is a predicted model, not a curated record. NCBI's taxonomy places the organism in Eukaryota, Viridiplantae, Streptophyta, Magnoliopsida, Fabales, Fabaceae. Gene Ontology annotation, molecular function: ATP binding; protein kinase activity; receptor serine/threonine kinase binding. The transcript is spliced from 2 exons.